AUGUCGGCCAUCUUCGAUUCAUCCUCACCGUACGGCUACGGCGGUCAAGCGUCCAGCUCGAAAACAUCCCAGGCUACUUCGCCUGGUCAGGCUGGCAAUCCGCUCGACUUUUACAGCAAUCCUUCAUCCAACCAGCAAUUCUCUUCGUACUAUUCCUCCGGCACCGGUCCCGAUGGAUAUGCGACAGGAAGCAACGCGCGGCCAUCUUUGGAAGGCAAUAUGUCAUCCUCCGCAGGCUACGCUCCCGGAUCGGCUGCUCAUGCCAUGAUGAGCUCCCAAAUGAGUUUUUGGUCUGCUUUCGGCACUGGCGGCUUCCCUGACGAACCUCCGCUCAUGGAAGAGCUCGGGAUCAACAUUGGCCACAUUGUCGACAAGACCUUGACCGUGCUCAAUCCUCUGCAUCGCUACUCGGCCUCGCAUGCCAAGGACGCACAUAUGAUGGACGACGCUGAUCUCGCAGGCCCCUUGUUGUUCUGCUUCAUCUUUGGCAUGACACUACUCUUGGCCGGCAAGAGCCAGUUUGGUUACGUCUACGGUGUGGCUUUGCUCGGUGCCGUCAGCAUCUAUUCGCUGCUCAACCUCAUGAGCGAGGGCGGCAUCGAUGCCUAUCGCGUCGCUUCGGUUCUCGGUUAUUGUCUGCUGCCGCUCUGCAUCCUCAGCACCGCAAGUAUCGUGGUCCGCUUAGACUCCUUUAUCGGAUACAUUGUUUCGCCGCUCUUCAUUCUCUGGUGUUCAACUUCGGCGUCCGGCAUCUUUGUCUCAAUUCUUCGACUGUCAGAACAGCGACUACUCGUAGCCUAUCCCGUCGGGCUCUUCUACGCUUGCUUUGCCCUCCUCAGCGUAUUUGAUGUGGAUCAGUAA
Messenger RNA from Sporisorium graminicola, 861 nucleotides. RefSeq lists its product as uncharacterized. The transcript is spliced from 2 exons. Lineage: Eukaryota; Fungi; Basidiomycota; Ustilaginomycetes; Ustilaginales; Ustilaginaceae. The coding region runs from base 1 to 861 and encodes 286 amino acids. Gene Ontology annotation, biological process: vesicle fusion with Golgi apparatus; endoplasmic reticulum to Golgi vesicle-mediated transport. The record is from RefSeq and is a predicted model, not a curated record. Gene Ontology annotation, cellular component: membrane; trans-Golgi network.